CGUCCAUCGCGGAAAGCGCUCGGUUUUCGUCGCUUAAACAUGGAUACUGAUUUGUAUGACGAAUUCGGAAAUUAUGUAGGCCCGGACUUGAUGUCAGACGAGGAGGAGCCUGCUGAUGAUGGCAGUUUACCCGAUGAGCAAGGUUCGGAUGAUGAAAUGGAUGAAGAGCGAAUGGAGCCGCAACAUAAUCUGGACGACGCACAGGAAGAAAGUCUUGCUGCGCUGUACGCCAACUCCCGCGGCCGUGUAAAGGUCUACGGGAAGCUCUCUCCUGAGUUCACCACAUCAAGUGGUGUCCGACAGGGUUGUCCUCUUUCACCUUUCCUCUUUAACUUCGUCAUUGAUACGAUCAUGGAAGACUCACUACCAGCCUCUAAUGCCUGUGGGGUCGAAGUGCUCCCUGGGCCUCCGCUCACAGACAUCGAGUACGCAGACGACAUAGCUCUUCUAGGAUCUGACCCCGUGGCAUUGCAAACAAUACUAAAUAAUCUAAAUAAUUCUGCCUCGCGGUUUGGUAUGCGCUUCACACCUGCAAAGUGUAAAGUGCUACUGCAAGACUGGGUGGGCUCGAACCCUAGCCUCAUGCUUGCGGAUGAACCGAUUGAGGUAGUAGACAAAUUUGUUUACCUGGGCAGCUGUAUCAGUCCCGGUGGUCUCGCGAAAGAUGAAAUUUCCAUCCGGAUUGGGAAGGCCAGAGCAGCUUUUGCGAACCUACGUCACCUGUGGCGUAGGCGUGACAUCAGCUUCUCUGUCAAGGGUCGAGUUUACAAUGCUGCGGUGCGCUCCAUAUUACUAUAUGGAUCAGAAACCUGGCCGCUGCGCGCCGAGGACGUCAAAAGACUUUCAGUGUUUGACCAUCGAUGUCUUCGGAGCAUUGCCCGAAUCUGGUGGGAACACCGGAUCAGCAAUUCUGAAGUACGUCGAAUGGUAUUCGGGAGAAAUAACUCACCCUCGAUAGAUGAACUGAUCACACUGCAUAGGUUGCGCUGGCUUGGCCACGUGCUGCGUAUGCCAGUCGACCGACUUCCUCGAAGGGUUCUUUUCGCACAACCACGUGAAGGGUGGAAGAGAUCUAGAGGCGGUCAAACAAUGACUUGGCAGCGAAGUAUGAAAGCCAUUACCAGCAAACUCAGCUGUGCUGCUCUGAAAGGAAUGUUGUUUACUUUCGCAACUUUACUUCCCCAGGUUGUACUACAUGAAGACAAGAAGUACUACCCCAGCGCCCUCGAAGUCUAUGGCCCUGAUGUGGAGACGCUGGUGCAAGAAGAAGAUGCGCAACCUCUUACACAACCUCUCGUGGAACCAGUCAGACACAAAAAGUUUGCUUAUACAGAAGCGAGCAUCCCAAGGACAACAUAUGAUCCGGAGUUCUUGGCUGAUUUGAUGGACUGUCCAGAUCUGAUUCGAAACGUUGUGCUAUGUGGCCAUUUGCACCACGGCAAGACCUCAUUCGUCGACUGUCUGAUGGAGCAAACACAUCCGGAUAUUUCGGCCAAGGGGGAUAAAGAUCUUCGGUACACUGACUUUCUCCACAUGGAAGUCGAACGUGGUUUGAGUGUGAAGUCGACGCCCGUCACUUUGGUCCUGCAGAAUAUGCGUGAAAAAGCCUACCUGUUCAAUAUCUUUGACACACCCGGCCACGUGAACUUUUCCGAUGAAGUUACCGCUGCCUUCCGUUUGGCUGAUGGUGUCUGUCUAGUUGUCGAUGUCAGCGAGGGUGUGUUGCUCAACACCGAACGAGUUCUCAAACACGCCCUGCAAGAGCGUCUCCCAGUUACUCUGUGUAUCAACAAAAUCGAUCGCCUAAUUUUGGAACUGAAGUUACCUCCUACAGACGCUUACUACAAAAUCAAACAUAUCAUUGAUGAAGUGAAUUCGAUUUUGCUCACUUUCUCGGAGACAACAGGUGAUAUGGGAGACUCGCAGCCACUGGUGAGUCCUCUGCUCGGGAACGUGUGUUUCGCAAGCUCGUACUAUCGCUUCUGCUUCACACUGGACUCGUUUGCAAAGCUCUACGCGGACACAUUUGCCCCCGGGAUGGAUCCGGACGAAUUGGCUAAACGCCUGUGGGGUGAUAUCUACUUCAACUCGAAAAGUCGGAAAUUUUCAAAACGUCCUCCAGCCAAUAAUUCUCAACGCACAUUUGUCGAAUUCAUCCUUGAACCCUUGUACAAAAUCUUCGCCCAAACUGUUGGUGAUGUGGACACGUGCCUGCCCUCUCUGUGCACAGAGUUGGGUAUUUGGUUGAGUAAAUCGGAAAUGAAGAUGAACGUCCGUCCCCUGUUGCGCAUCAUCUUCAAACGAUUUUUCGGGGACUUUUCCGGCUUUGUGCACAUGUGCGUUACUCACAUCCCCAGUCCGGUAUCAGCAGCCCCUGUCAAGGUAUCUAGUUGCUACACUGGUCCGUUGGAUAGUCAGCUGGCUCGCGAUAUGCUCAAGUGCAAUAUGGAUGUGAAGCAAGUGAUGGUCCACACGACCAAGUUGUAUCCCGAUCCAGAGGCGAUCACGUUUCAUGUAUACGGCCGCGUCAUGUCUGGCACGCUUCAUGCUGGACAAGAUGUCCGUGUUUUGGGUGAGAAUUACUCUCUCACUGACGAGGAAGACUCGAGACAUGCUACUGUUGGCCGACUCUGGGUGUCAGUCGCAAGGUAUCGGCUAGAAGUCAACCGUGUGCCGGCUGGGAAUUGGGUCCUCAUCGAAGGAGUCGACCACCCAAUCGUGAAAACCGCCACCCUGACUUCGCUGGAUGCCAAAGGCGCUUGCAUUUUCAGACCGCUCAAUUUCAAUACAUUGUCUGUGGUGAAAAUUGCGGUAGAACCUGCCAACCCAUCUGAGCUGCCCAAACUCUUGGACGGUUUACGUAAGGUCAACAAAAGUUAUCCUCUCCUGGCAACCAAAGUUGAAGAAUCGGGAGAGCGAAUUAUCCGAGGUACAGGCGAAUUGUACCUAGACUGUGUGAUGCACGACCUGCGGAAGCUCUAUUCCGACAUAGAGGUAAAGGUGGCCGAUCCCGUGGUAGCUUUUUGUGAGACUGUGGUUGAAACAUCCUCGCUAAAAUGCUUCGCCGAAACGCCGAACAAAAAAAACAAAUUGACAAUGAUUGCCGAGCCAUUGGAUAAGGGUUUGGCUGAAGAUAUUGAAAGCAAAGCAGUUCAGAUUGACUGGCCCAAAAAAAGACUGGGCGAAUUUUUCCAGAAGAAAUACGAUUGGGAUCUGUUGGCCUCCCGCUCUAUUUGGGCUUUCGGUCCGGAUGCCACAGGGCCGAACAUCCUUGUUGACGAUACGUUGCCUUCAGAAGUGGAUAAAACCUUGCUCGGAACGGUGAAAGACUACAUUGUCCAAGGUUUCCAGUGGGGUACACGAGAAGGCCCGCUGUGUGAUGAACCUAUCAGAAAUGUAAAAUUCAAAAUGCUGGAUGCUCUCAUCUCCGGUGAACCUCAUCAACGUGGGUCUGGUCAAAUCAUCCCAACAGCGCGUCGUGUCGCAUACUCUGCAUUUCUAAUGGCCACACCUCGUUUGAUGGAGCCAUACUACUUCGUGGAGGUUCAGGCUCCCGCAGAUUGCGUCUCGGCUGUUUACACCGUGCUUGCUCGGCGUCGUGGUCAUGUGACCCAUGAUGCCCCUAUCUCUGGCUCUCCUCUGUACGUGAUCCGUGCGUUCUUGCCAGUGAUGGACUCGUUUGGUUUCGAGACCGAUCUGCGUACGCAUUCACAAGGGCAGGCAUUUUGCUUACUUGUCUUCAAUCAUUGGCAAAUGGUUCCCGGAGACCCUCUGGAUCGUUCCAUCCAAAUUCAGCCGUUGGUGCCUCAACCGGCCACCCAUCUUGCCCGCGAAUUCAUGAUCAAAACUAGGAGACGCAAGGUACUUGUGCUUGAUUGAUGCUUUUCUCCAAUAGUUUAAAUGUGAAGUUGACGCGUGUACAUCUGCAGCUCCGAACCCG
Messenger RNA from Opisthorchis viverrini, 3940 nucleotides. RefSeq lists its product as hypothetical. The record is from RefSeq and is a predicted model, not a curated record. Gene Ontology annotation, molecular function: U5 snRNA binding; translation elongation factor activity; GTP binding. Lineage: Eukaryota; Metazoa; Platyhelminthes; Trematoda; Opisthorchiida; Opisthorchiidae. Gene Ontology annotation, cellular component: cytosol; U2-type catalytic step 2 spliceosome; U4/U6 x U5 tri-snRNP complex. The coding region runs from base 40 to 3879 and encodes 1279 amino acids. The transcript is spliced from 16 exons. Gene Ontology annotation, biological process: mRNA splicing, via spliceosome.